Molecule: messenger RNA, 636 nt
Organism: Lolium rigidum
Lineage: Eukaryota; Viridiplantae; Streptophyta; Magnoliopsida; Poales; Poaceae
Product: LOB domain-containing protein 4-like
Exons: 4
Coding region: 1-636 (211 amino acids)
Source: RefSeq, a predicted model, not a curated record
AUGGCUCCAUCAAUUUUAGCGGCGACUGUCAAAGGCUCAAAUCCAGGUGAUGUGCUUGCCAAAGCUCAAAAGUGGAUGGCCGACCGGCGGCCGUCCACGCAAUUGAUCGUGAACGUAGCAGCAGCGGCGGCUGCUGGAUCUGGCCUGGGCGCGCCGUGCGCGGCGUGCAAGAUGCUGCGGCGCCGGUGCUCGCCGGGCUGCGUCUUCGCGCCCUACUUCCCCGCCGGGGAGCCGCACAGGUUCGCCUGCGUGCACAAGGUCUUCGGCGCCAGCAACAUCAGCAAGCUCCUCCAGGAGGUGCCGGUGGAGCACCGCGGCGACGCGGUGAGCAGCCUGGUGUACGAGGCGAACGCGCGGAUGAGGGACCCCAUCUACGGCUGCGUGGGCGCCAUCACGUCGCUGCAGCGGCAGGUGGAGUCGCUCCAGACCCAGCUCGCCCUGGCGCAGGCGGAGAUGAUCAGGCUCAGGAUGGCCGAGGCUUGCGCCGCCGCGCGCCGCGGCGGCAAUGGCAAUGGAAGCAGCUCCGGCGGAGGCUCGCCGUCCUCCAUGUCCGACUACAAGACCACGCCGGACCUUCAUGUGGCCGUGGACCAGCACAACGUGAUGGAGCUGGAGUACGCCACGUUAUGGUACUAG